This is a messenger RNA of Mercurialis annua (annual mercury), 2254 nucleotides long. Its product is annotated as pollen receptor-like kinase 1. Bases 132 to 2129 code for a protein of 665 amino acids. NCBI's taxonomy places the organism in Eukaryota, Viridiplantae, Streptophyta, Magnoliopsida, Malpighiales, Euphorbiaceae. Gene Ontology annotation, molecular function: protein kinase activity; protein binding; ATP binding. The transcript has 4 exons. Gene Ontology annotation, biological process: protein phosphorylation. The record is from RefSeq and is a predicted model, not a curated record.
UUAUUGGCAAUGCAUCUCUUUCUCUUUGGUGCAAUUUUUGUUUCACCAAUGCCAUCAAAAUAUUUUUCUCCAUCUCCAUCCCCAUCUCCAACUCCGCUUUCCAAUCAUUAUAGUCCUCAUUGUCGCUCCAAAUGCCUGUAAAGGGCCGGCACGCCGCCCUUCCAAUGCGCGCGCCGCCCUACAUGACGAUAGUUUUUAACAAAGAUAAACCCUAUAUUAUGAUAGCUUUUAAAAUUCUAUCUUUAAUUCUAUCAGCGCAUUUUGGUGCCUCUUCCGCAUUGACAGACGCGGAAAGCCUACUUAAGUUCAAGGCCUCGUUAAGUAAUGCCUCCGCAUUAUCCGACUGGAGCGACAUGAUUAAACCUUGCUACGGGGACGUAUCAAAUUGGAACGGUGUUAUUUGCGUUAAAGAUUCCGUUUGGGGUUUACAACUCGAGACUAUGGGAUUAUCCGGCCUUAUCGACGUUGAAUCUUUAGCUAAUUUUCCUGAAUUGAGAACUCUCAGCUUUAUGAAUAAUCAGUUUGACGGUCCCUUGCCCGAUUUUAACAACCUUCCAUCGUUAAGAUCCAUUUACUUGUCGCACAAUCAUUUUUCCGGAAGCAUUUCAGACGAUGCUUUUCUAGGUUUGUUGAAGCUGAAGAAAAUAUAUUUAGCAAACAAUGAGUUCGAGGGUGAUGUUCCUUCUUCUUUAGUUAACCUUCCAAAACUUGUGGAAUUAAGACUUGAAGACAAUCAUUUUACAGGAAACUUGCCAAAUUUUACAGAGAAGUUUACAUCUUUUAAUGUGUCAAACAAUAAUUUAGAGGGUCCUAUUCCAGAAUCCCUUCUUGGCACUGACAUUACCUCAUUUUCAGGGAACAAAGGUCUGUGUGGACAACCAUUAAUGACGCAAUGUAACAUCUCAAACUCCGCUUCCACCACUAAAACUUCAAGCUCAACAAACAAGCCGCUAGUAGUAAGUAUAAUUGUGGCGGCCAUGGUUGUUGCGGUGGCUACAGCAGCCAUCAUCGUAGCCGCCAUCAUUUUAUUCAACCGCCGGAAAAGAACAUCGACACCAUUAGAGGCUCCAGUAACACCGUCAAACCUUCAAAUGAAAUCAGGCAUCAAAGAAGUAGAGCAUACUCGAGCGUCAACGGAGCAGUCAUCGAACGGGAAGAAAAACGAGACGACGAAGCUAUCGUUCGUGACUGACGAUAGGGAGAGAUUUGAUCUGCAUGAUCUGUUGAAAGCCUCGGCGGAGAUAUUGGGAAGCGGUUGCUUUGGAUCUUCGUAUAAGGCGGCGCUUUCGACGGGGCCGGUGAUGGUGGUGAAGAGGUUUAAGCAGAUGAAUAAUGUGGGGAAAGAAGAGUUUCAUGAACAUAUGAGAAGAUUAGGGAGAUUGAGGCAUCCGAAUUUGUUGUCUCUUGUGGCUUAUUAUUACAGAAAAGAAGAGAAGCUCUUAGUUACUGACUUUGUUCAUAAAGGAAGCUUAGCUAUUCAUCUUCAUGGUCACCAAGGAAGCCUGGAUUGGGCAGCAAGAUUAAAGAUUGCAAAAGGAAUAGGAAAAGGGCUGGUAUACCUCUAUAAAGAGCUUCCAAGCAUAAUAGCAGCUCAUGGUCAUCUUAAAUCCUCUAACGUUGUUUUAAACAAAUCAAAUGAACCUCUUCUCACAGAUUACGGACUCGUUCCUGUCAUCAAUCAAGAAAACGCACACCAACUCAUGGUAGCCUACAAGUCACCCGAAUACUUACAGUUAAGUCGGAUUACGAAGAAGACGGACGUAUGGAGUUUCGGGAUACUAAUUCUCGAGCUUCUAACCGGAAAAUUCCCCGCGAAUUUCCUUCCGAAAGCUACGAAGAAGAGCGAAGAGGAGGAUCUGGCGAGUUGGGUGAACCGUAUCCCUCAAGAACAGUGGAGAAGUAAAGUGUACGACAAGGAAUUGAAAGCAACAAAGAAAAGUGAAGGAGAGAUGAUGAAGCUGAUGAAAAUCGGGUUGAGUUGCUGCGAAGGGAAUGUGGAGAAGAGGCUGGAGUUGAAAGAAGCUGUUGAGAGAAUCAAUGAGGUGAAAGAGAAUGAUGAUGAUGAUGAUGAUGAUAAUGAUGAUAUUUCUUCUUCUUAUGGUAGUCAAAGUGAUAUCAUUCUUUCUUGAAUAUGUUCAUUCUUGCACUCGAACGUAAAUUCGUGUAUCAUUAAGAUGGCCUUUUCAGUGUAAAUUAGGGUGAAAGAUGGAGUGGUAAUGGGGAGAUUUAUAUAAUGCAAAUUUUUUUGUUUUUA